CACCCAACACGGCACCGCCACCCCUGCACCGCCACCGGGCACCGGCAGCGCCACUGCCACACCGCCACCGCGCCCCGGACCCUCCAGCCCUUCAGGGAGCGGUCUCUGAGCUCCUCCUGGCCUUCCCCCCUCAGCCCCUCAGGGAUCGGUUCCCGCUUCUCUUCAGGGCCCACAGGACCGACACCCGCUCCUCCGCCUUUUUUUCAUCCGGUGCUGAUGGACGGAGCCCCCACAUCCACGGACUGGCUCCCUAAGGACCGGGACCUCCAGCGCCUCAGAAAUUUACCUGAAAUUAGACAUAUCUGCCUAAAUUAACCAUAAUAAGUACUACAUUUAUGUAGAAGUGUUUCAUUUCUUUGCUGAGUAAAAUGCUGUUCCUGGUUCAUUAUCCUCUUGUAUUUCCAAUGUUUAUCCUAGGUUGUAUAUGAAUGUUUUCUAGGAAUUAAUGUCUUUGAGCUCUUUAAAUCAGUUUAACAAAAAUCUAUAGCAGCUGCUAAUUGAGGACUGAAUAUAUGUUUGUAGGGGCCUUGAAUUUCCACUGUGUAGAUGUAAAUUGCACUUGCAUUAUCAGAGACAGGAAAUUCACUGUCUGAAGUGCUCAGAGAAAUAGAUAAAUUAACCCAAAACUCUGGACAGAUAAAGAUUGUUAUUCAUGGCACAGAAAGGCUGAUUUUUGAAGGACUUUUUUCCUCAUGUAGUUGCUCAAUGACCUCUACAGAGGGCAGAAAUCAUCUGGUUGAGAGUUAAGACUUCUGAAGAGAAAUUUUUAGUCUCUGUAGACAGAUUCAGCAUGCAGGUACUGUGGUGAUAGGUAAAAACUCUAAAUACCUGCCUUGGGGAUAACAGCUGAAAGGUGUUGCUGAAUCCCUGGAGAAUGGUGCAAACAUUAAUUCUCCUUACUCAGGCAUAAAGAAAACUUUAAAAGUUGUGGGGUUUUUUUUAAAGAGUUGUUGCAGGGAAAAAUCAGAUCUUAUUGGGAGAAGCAGCUAAUUAAAUAUUAAAUGAGCAGCUGCUGUGUGUGUACCCUUUGUUUGGUUAGUGGGAACAGGGUGUGGACUAUACUCAAAAUAAGAUUUUUAUUCAUUUAUCCAGUUCUCUAGAUAGAUAAGAUGGCUGCUCCUGAGAAAGAUCCAAACCUGAGGCUCCUGCAGAAGAAUCCAUCAGACCCCAGCAGCUGUCAGAAGAGCAAGUUCUUGGAGACUGAGUGGAAGAGUGUGAAGCCCCAGAGCCGCCUCAGCCGCUGGCCGAGCGUGGCUGAGAGUGGGGAUGGGGGAAUUGGCACCUCCUGCUCGGACAGCACCGAAGACUUCUGCAAUUCCAGUAGCGGUUCCUCAUUCCAUCCCAUCAAAACCCAGGUGACCAUUCCAACAGCCCACGUUAUGCCUUCCACGCUGGGUGCCUCGCCCUCCAAGCUGUGCCCUGCAGGGAACCAGGGCUGCUCCCAGAGCUCUGCCGUGCCAGCCUCUGCCCCUGACCGCCCAGGGCUCGCCAGGAACGGGGACUUGAGCGCCGGGAAGUCCUCUCAGGUGCCACCCAGGGACCUCCUGCGUCUCUACAGGGCCUCGGGGGAGAACGGCUGCGAGCGCUCCUGGCCUCCUGCUGCUGAUCACACGAGGACAGAAGACACCUGGAAGUUUGACACCCCUGCCAUCGAGCAGACCCUUAACCAGUCUCUCUUUCUGGACAGUGUGUGCACUGACCCUCUGCACAGGUGCCAGAAGUUCAACCCAAGCUCUGAGGCAGGGAAGGACCAUUACAAGGUGCUGCCAGAGAGCAAACAGGCGCCGGGGGCCAACGGAGCCUGCGAGCCCCGGGACGGGACGUGGCCUGGCGGGAGCAGGCUGAUGCCAGCAGGACUCCAGGCCAACAAUUUCUAUUCAAAACCUGCAGUAGCUCCCCCAGCCCGAGCGUGGAUGCAGGAGGGCUGCACACUGCACCCCCACCAGGGAGUCUGUGAGCUCAGUGCCUGGAAACAGCAGCUGGACAAAGUGAGGCUGCAGGUGGAGCAGAUGCAGUUACAAAACGGAGGCACCUGCCCCCAUUCCUCCUUGUAUUCCCCAUCCCUGCCUGCACCUGACCCAGCUCAGUGGAUCAAUAUCCUCAACUCCAAUGAAAACCUGCUCAAGGAGAAAGAGCUCCUCAUUGACAGACAAAGGCAGCACAUUUCCCAGCUGGAGCAGAAGGUCCGGGAGAGCGAACUGCAGGUUCACAGUGCCUUGCUGGGCUGCCCAGCCACCUAUGGAGACGUCUACAUGCUGAGGAUGCAGGAGCUGCAGAGGGAGAACACCUUCCUCCGAGCACAGUUCACAGAGAAAACAGAGUCCCUCAGCAAGGAGAACAUUGAGCUGGAGAGGAAGCUGGCUGCUGCAGAGGUGGAUGUGAAGCUGGUGCGGGAGUCACUGAAGGAAACGGUGCAGAAACACGCAGAGGAGUUAAAGAAGCAGGAAGAAAGGGUAAAGGGAAGAGACAAACACAUUAAUAACCUUAAAAAGAAAUGCCAGAAGGAAUCUGAACAAAACAAAGAGAGGCAGCAAAGAAUCGAGACCCUGGAACGAUACCUGGCUGAUCUUCCAACUCUUGAGGACCACCAGAAACAGAGUCAGAAGCUGAAGGAAUCUGAACUGAAGACUACUGCCCUGCAGGAAACAGUGCUGGCACUGGAAUCAGAGCUUGGAGAUGUCCAGGCUGCUUUCAGGGAGCAAGAGCUGGAGCUGGAAACCCAAAAACACAAAGAGAUGGAGCUUCUGUCCACUGUGCACAGCUUGCAGGACAAGUUGCAGCAGCACGCAAAGAAUGCAGAGAGAGGACCCCCUGCCCAGGAUGGAGAGAGGCAGAAAAUGGAACAUGACUCUCUGAAGAAGGAGUGUGACUGCCUCAGGAAGAUUGUGGACAAAAAGCAGAAGAAGAUGGAGCAGUUGUCCUUGCAAAUCAAGAACCUGGAAGAACAGGUGGCCCAGGAAGAGGGGACAAGCCAAGCUCUGAAAGAGGAGGCGAUGAGAAGGGAAAACGCUCUGCAGCAGCUCCGGGCUGCCGUGAAAGAGCUGUCCGUGCAGAACCAGGACCUGAUCGAGAAGAACCUGACGCUGCAGGAGCAGCUCCGGCAGGCCCAGCUGACGGCCCAGCCCCUGCCUGCUGACACAGCCCACCUGGCCCAGGAGCUGCACGGGGAGCUGGCCAGCUGCCUGCAGGAUUUACAGUCUGUCUACAGCAUUGUCACCCAGAGGGCUCAGGGCAAGGACCCCAACCUCUCUCUGCUCCUGGGAAUUCACUCUGUGCAGUACCCUGUGAAGGAGAAGGAUGACCUGCUGAGCCCUGAUGGACUGGCCAAGAAACUGGUGGAGGUAAAACAGCUUCACAAAGAGGUGGAGGACUUGAGGACUGCGAUAUCUGACAGAUACGCUCAGGACAUGGGAGACAACUGCAUCACCCAGUAAAGAACACUCCCAAAGUAAGACAGGGAAUGAAGACUUGAAACUCUCAGGAGUCUUGUGCUCCUACAACCCUAAACCUAUUCAGCACUUUACCAUCCCUCUGCUCAGGUACAGGAUGUGUGGCCUGCCUGAUCCGUGAGGAAUCAGGAGGUUUGGCAGAAGUGUUCAGCUGCUGACUGGCUAACUGGGAUAAUUCAGGGCUUCGGUGUCAGGCUUUGCAGUAGCUUUGAUCUUGUGGAAUCUGUUUUAUGCUGUGUUUGCUGGAGCUGCUGUGGUCUCUGAUGCUGGGAGAUGAAUUCUGACUUGCCUUCUAGGCAUGUCAAAUGCUGAACAUGCAAAUGUGACGGUUAAAAUCACGGUUAAAAGGGAAAUGCAUGCCCUGGUCUUGCUGACACCCUCCCUGUGCAGGUCCUGUGUGACCAGAGGGUUAUCAGGGUGUUUGUGGGGUAUCUGGAUUCCACAGGCAGGCAGGUGUGCCACUUACACUCCUGGCAUUUACAUCGAGGUGCUACUGCCUUGGAUUGAUGGAGCAGGACCUGCUUUCCUCAGGUAAAUGCAACCAGUGUCUUUCAGCAGCCAGCAUGAGUUGAGGAAUAAAGCAACACUAAAAGACUCUGAAACCAUCCCCCCUGGGCACUGUUACCCCAGAAGCCUUAAGCCUUUUGUCCCCCUGAAGCAGCACUGGGCUGUGAUUCAGACUGCAGAGGAAGUGGAUUGAUGCUGAAGUGCCUUAAUGAGCUGGAAGAACCCUCUGCCCCCACUCUGCUCUGUGCCCAAUGCAUCCACGGGCGGGUGAGGAGCUGCUCUUCCCUCUCACAGCCUUUUAGAGCCAUCACAAACAAUCCUGGGGAGCUCCAAGUGUCUGUGGCCCCUGCCAGAGCCUCGGUGCCCCUGGGGACACAUCUCUGCUUUACUGGGAGAAAGCCAUACUGGUCCUAAUGAGGGAGCUCUUCCUGCAAGGCAGUGGCCACUGGGCUUUGUCACAGCCCUGUCCCUCCUUCCCUGCUCCUCUGCAAGUAAUGGGAUUUCUAAAUCCCAUUGUGGGAUCAGUUUCACUGCACCACAACCCUCCCUAACCCCAGUGACAGCUUUACAGUACAGAGUCCAAGGGUGGAACUUUAGUUUUCAUCUUAAGAGCAAGAUACCAAGUUCUGAGAGGGGAAAAAUCCUGCUGACAUUUGUGUUGUUUGGCUGCUCUUGGUUCAUGUUGGGGCUGCGAGCCCUGGGUUUGGCAGAAAUGUUUUUGUUAUUCCUUUGUGUUAAAAUUUUAAGACCAAAUCUGUUUUGUUCUUAGUGUUUGGCCACCAUGGGGAAUGGUGGCAAGGAACUGGGUUGUUUUGUCCCUCACGGGGAGCAUGCAGCAGUGUGUGUGCCUGGCAGUGUCUGUCUGUCUGUCCUGCUCUCCCUGGGUGUUGUUGUGUUCCUGGCUGUGUCUGCUCUGGACUGAGCAAAACACAUUUCCAGGGUUAUUUGUGAUGCUGUUUGUCCUGAGUGCCGGGAGCUCUGCUGGCUCCUGCAGGUUCUUCGGGGGUUUGGGCACCAUCUCUUCCUCCCCUUUGCUUUGGAGGUGCAAGAUCUCAUCCAUGGGUGCUGUGAGGGGACAGGUUUGCCCUCUGCCCCUGCAGGGGUGGUUCUGAGAUGAGAUUAUUGUGGCUGGAACCACCUCAGCUGUUGCCCAGGUCCCGUGUCCCCUCCAGGGGCACAUUUCCUCUCCUCACCCUGCACAACGGAGCCCCUCUGGCCCCGAGGGUGAUCCCAUGUGCCGUUUGCUGCUGCUGCAGGGGAAAUCUUGGGCCCUUUGCUGCAGAACCCCCCAGGCCAUGGGGACAGGACAGUGUCCCCUCCCUGUCCCCCCUUCCCCGUGCCUCGCAUGUCCCCCCGCUCCCGUUGGGCUCCGUGUCUUUGUGCCAGCCUCUGUCUCACCGCUUGUUUGUACCGAGCAUUUGGAGAAUCAAAUAAAGCUGCUCUGACCCA
Parus major (Great Tit) is the source of this 5405-nucleotide messenger RNA. RefSeq names its product centrosomal protein 85 (gene CEP85). The coding region runs from base 1110 to 3434 and encodes 774 amino acids. The record is from RefSeq and is a predicted model, not a curated record. Lineage: Eukaryota; Metazoa; Chordata; Aves; Passeriformes; Paridae. Gene Ontology annotation, cellular component: centrosome. The transcript is spliced from 13 exons.